UAUAAGCAACUCCAACACUCGUUCUUCCUCUUCUUGCUCCCUUCGUCUCCAAGAAACAACUAAUCUUCUUCUUGUGUUUCUUUCUCUCAAAGAUAACCCUCAUCUCCAUAGUUUUUUAUUGAUCGACUGAGUUUCACUAUGGAAGAGAUCCGGGCUGCCAAUUAUCCGGAUAUCAAAGACGAUUACAGCAAAGCCAAUGACGAGAAAAUGAUGUCAAUUUAUCUGCAAAGUAUCAACGAUAACGGAGAUUCAUGGCCUGAACAGUUCAUGGAAGACGGAGACGUGUUCACCAAGAAUCCAAGCGAGGUAUUCGAAUCUGAGAACCCUUUCUUCGUCUUCGUUUACCCUAGAACAGAAGCCUGUGGUAGAACCGAUGGAUGCGACUCUGGUGGCUGGAGGAUCAUAGGUCAUGAUAAACUGAUCAAACACGAGGAUACUGGGAAGAUUCUAGGGUUCAAGAAGAUUCUCAAGUUCUGCGGAGAAACAAAAGCGAGAGGUUACAAGAGAACAUGGGUGAUGAAGCAGUACAGGCUCCCGAGUAAGUGGAACCCUAAGCAAGAUCACGUGGUUUGCAAGAUUCAGCUUUUGUUCCAAACCGAGAUCAGUUUCUUGCUAGCCAAGCAUUUCUCGUGCUCAUCAGAUCCGCUUCCUGCAACACAGUCGUUGACAGCUUAUGGAAUCCGUUUAGCCAAUCCACAAGACGAUGGUGCAUAUUAUCUGCAGGUGAUAUUUGAUUCUGGUGGAAACGAAUGGCCUUGCUACGUUACCAACGACGUGUACUGCGUGCAUCCAUCGACGCUUGUGGAUCAUGAAGAUAAGAGGUCUACAGAAUCUGGACUCUGCAUCUUCGCAAACCGGACAGAGGCGUGUGGUUAUACCGAUGGAUGCGAAAGCGGUCGCUGGAGGAUCAUGGAAGAGGAUAAUCCGAUCUUCUCGAUGAGCCGUGAGGUAAUGGGUUACAAGAGGGUUUUCAAGUUUUACGAAGAGGAUAAAGGCAGAUAUUUUGAUAUUGUGGACGGAGAACAAGUGUUGAGAACCUGGAUUAUGGAAGAGUAUAGGCUUGUCGAAGAAGCAAUGAAGGAUAAAGUGUUGUGCGUUAUCAAGCGAGGUCGGAGGUAAAUAUAGCAUUGAUGAUCAUCAUGAUUCACGAUAGCAUUGUACAUAUUCCAGAUUCCAUUUCUAUUAAGUGUCACACUUUGAUCAUGAUUCAUGAGUUUCUGUUUUCUAGCUAUGAUAAUGAUUCAUGAGAGCGCUUGUUCCAGAUUCCACUUUGUAUUCAGUGACUCAUUUUUCUAUUCAAUCAUAUGUUUCAUGAGCCUGUGAGUUUUUUUUUUAAUUUAGACAACGAUAUUAGCAGCAGUAAUAACUUGAUAUUGUCAAAUCAAGUUAGAUUAUUCUAGAUGUUCCAGUAGGUUCCUUGGCUCGACGAGAAGCAAAGUCUGUGUCAGCAUCUUGAUGUUACCACACCAUAGCACUUCCUUUUAGUUCUGUAGUGCAUCCAUCAGAACAGUCUCGGUGUACAGAGUCUCAUAAUAGGUUCCAUAGUUUUGUUCCAUUCAAGAUCAGCAGAGUUACCCAACUGCAUCAUCACAGAGAUAUGUCUUGUAAGGUUUAUUCUCUGGCAACAAAAGUUUCACGAAACUAUCAGAAUUAAGACACACCAGUAACGUCCUUGUCAAGUAACCGUGUUCAACUAUCUUGCUUGAUCUUCAGAAAGCACCAAGAUGAAUUGUUCCGCUAAGUCAGAGAGACAAUCUAAUAAUAUCUUACAGCCAAACCCAUUAACAUAUGAACUGUUUGUUUUCUGUCUCUCUGUUACAUUCACAAAAUUUGAAAACUUUAACUGAGUAAGAGAUGAUCUUCCGAACCCAGAAUCUCGUAGAGCCACUGAGACCUUACCCCAAAACGGAAGAGACUUCCAAGAAACGCUAAUCGAAAAGGGUUUAAGCAAAAUGAGAUUCUGAUCUUCAAGAAAUAAACCUUGGUUUCACAGCUUCUUUCAUCAGACAUUGAGAUAACUAAACGACCGCGUAUCAGAGGCAUUAGUGUGUUGGGAUAUGAAACGGUCGCGUAUUGGGCAUUUGAAGUUGUUUAUUCCUCCCACAUCGGAACACACAGAGAGAAGCUGUGUUGUUUAUAUAACGAAGAGAAGAAAGUAAAGGUCACGACCUUACUUGAACAGGAUCUGUUUUAUAGGCUCGUACCUCUGUAUCCUUGAUUUCUAAGGAGACAGUCCCCUAAACCUGGUUGAUGAAUCGUAACCGUGCGAUCUGAGUGUGAUUAAUGGCUACGACUGUCCUCGGACUCUCCGGAGUGGUUGCACGGUUGUCUGACAGGCCCCUUUUCUUUU
This is a messenger RNA of Brassica napus (rape), 2350 nucleotides long. RefSeq lists its product as uncharacterized. The transcript has a single exon. Bases 139 to 1119 code for a protein of 326 amino acids. Lineage: Eukaryota; Viridiplantae; Streptophyta; Magnoliopsida; Brassicales; Brassicaceae. Gene Ontology annotation, molecular function: DNA binding. Gene Ontology annotation, biological process: regulation of DNA-templated transcription. The record is from RefSeq and is a predicted model, not a curated record.